GUCGUUCUCCAAACGGGCAUAUCACCAUGGCGGCCGAACAGAGAAAGCUGCUGGAGCAGCUCAUGGGCGAUUCCAUGAUGCAGGCUCCAGGCAUGGUCAAGCAGCCCGCCCUCACCAUCACCGACCCCAAGGUCUGCCGCUCAUACCUCUGCGGCGCCUGUCCCCACGACCUCUUCACCAAUACGAAGCAGGAUAUUGGUCCAUGCUCCAAGACCCAUCUACCCAACUUGCGCGAGGAGUUUCAGUCUGCCUCGGACGCGCAAAAGCGCGAGUGGGGCUUCGAAUUCGAUUAUCAGCGUGACAUUAACUCGUACGUCAGCGAGUGCGACCGGCGUAUCGACUCUGCGCAGCGUAGAUUGGAAAAGACCCCCGACGAGAUCCGACAGACGACGGCCAUGCUGAAGAGGAUUGGCGAUUUGACGCGGACUAUCGAGGCGAGCAUUGUGGAAAUUCAAAUACUGGCCGAGGAAGGCAGCGUGAAUCUGGCAGUGCAGCAGUUUCACGAGUUGAAGCUGCAAAAGGUGGAGAAGGAGAAUCAGGAACGCGACAUGAAAGCCUUGUCAGAAACCCAAGGACCGAGUGGACACCAGAAGCUCCAGGUGUGUGAUGUGUGCGGCGCGUACCUUUCUCGACUGGACAACGAUCGCCGGCUGGCGGAUCACUUCUUUGGAAAGAUGCAUUUGGGCUAUGCGAAGAUGCGAUCGGAAAGUGACCGACUGUCCAAGGAGUUGAAAGGACGGCAGCCACCAAUUAGGCAAGAGCCCAUGGACGACAGAGGCGGUUACGACGACGGCUAUGGCUCCAGGAACAAUUACGGCCCGGGUGGCUAUGGAGGAGGCGGCGGUAGAGGUGGUUAUGGCGGCGGUAGAGGCCGUGGCAGGGGAGGUGGCGGCGGAGGCUAUGGACAGCGGUGGUAGUAUGGUCAUGGGAGAGCAAGAUCUGUGCACAGAAGCGAAAGGCUUGCUGCAUUGUCUUACCACUAUGAAGCUAUUAUACCGAAGACGACGACGAGAAAUCUCGCCAAAGGUCGUUGCAGAGAUUCCGCGAUGAGAACGUUCCCUCUGCGGACUAGGCCAGCAAAUGGUCGUACGAUGCGAUUCUGCACUGUACAAGAGAGGAAUUAGAAUCGGCUUGGGCCGUGCAGUUGACACAGGUGGUUGCCGACAACCAGCUACGACAAACUGCUUGAGCUAUGCUGCCGUGCCUCGACCACGCCUGGACUACACUCUGACAUCUAGAGCCGACGCUCAUGGCGCGUCCCUUGUUGCUGCUUCCCGGAAGUACUCCACGCAGCACGCGUGAUUUCAACGUAUUGCCACCAGUCGAGGCAUCACUUGCAAUUGCAAGAGCUGAGGAGAAGCAGAUCCCAAUGCAAUCCUCGUCUUUGCCGCCAGCAUGGCGAAGGGACGGAUCAGAGUGUUCACAUGACCAUAGCAGUAAUCCUCAAACAGAUAUCAGAAUAGCUUAUGCUCUUUCGAUUACUGUAUACCCACUAUGCAG
Sphaerulina musiva SO2202 is the source of this 1500-nucleotide messenger RNA. RefSeq names its product LUC7-domain-containing protein. Gene Ontology annotation, molecular function: mRNA binding. Lineage: Eukaryota; Fungi; Ascomycota; Dothideomycetes; Mycosphaerellales; Mycosphaerellaceae. The record is from RefSeq and is a predicted model, not a curated record. Bases 27 to 917 code for a protein of 296 amino acids. Gene Ontology annotation, cellular component: U1 snRNP; U2-type prespliceosome. Gene Ontology annotation, biological process: mRNA splice site recognition. The transcript has a single exon.